CAGCGCCCCCGGGAAGCGCAGGAGGAAGCAGGGACGAGUGGAGGUGCCGCAGGCUGAGUCGCGGCCGGGAUGUCCGGGCAGCCGCCGCCGCCACCGCCGCAACAGCAGCCGCCGCCGCCGCCGCCCGCCGCCGGGGCCCCGGGCUCCGGAGUCGCCCUGCCCGCGCCCGCGGCCGCCAGCGCCGGCUCCUCUCCGGCCGGCUCGCCCGGCGGAGGCUUGGGGGCCGCGGCGGCCGCCCUGCUGCUCCACCCGCCGCCGCCGCCGCCGCCGCCCCCGGCCACCGCCGCGCCGCCGCCCCCCGCCUCGGCGGCCGCCCCCGCCAGCGCGCCGCCCGGCCUGGCCGCGGGCCCCGGCUCGGCCGCAGGCGUCCCGGCCCCGGGCCUGGCGGCGGGCAGUAGCAGCGCCGCGGCCCCCUUCCCGCACGGCGACUCGGCCCUCAACGAGCAGGAGAAGGAACUGCAGCGGCGGCUGAAGCGCCUCUACCCGGCCGUGGACGAGCAGGAGACGCCGCUGCCCCGGUCCUGGAGCCCGAAGGACAAGUUCAGCUACAUCGGCCUCUCGCAGAACAACCUGCGGGUGCACUACAAAGGUCAUGGGAAAACCCCCAAAGACGCAGCAUCUGUCCGAGCCACGCAUCCCAUACCAGCAGCCUGCGGGAUUUAUUAUUUUGAAGUAAAAAUUGUCAGUAAGGGAAGAGAUGGCUACAUGGGAAUUGGUCUUUCUGCUCAAGGUGUGAACAUGAAUAGACUACCAGGUUGGGAUAAACAUUCAUAUGGUUACCAUGGGGAUGAUGGACAUUCGUUUUGUUCUUCUGGAACUGGACAACCGUAUGGACCAACUUUUACAACUGGUGAUGUCAUUGGCUGUUGUGUUAAUCUUAUCAACAAUACCUGCUUUUACACGAAGAAUGGACAUAGUUUAGGUAUUGCUUUCACCGACUUACCGCCAAAUUUGUAUCCUACUGUGGGGCUUCAGACACCAGGAGAAGUGGUUGAUGCCAAUUUUGGGCAACAUCCUUUUGUAUUUGAUAUAGAAGACUACAUGCGAGAAUGGAGAACCAAAAUACAGGCCCAGAUAGACCGGUUUCCUAUUGGGGAUCGAGAAGGAGAAUGGCAGACCAUGAUACAAAAAAUGGUUUCAUCUUAUUUAGUCCACCAUGGGUACUGUGCCACAGCAGAGGCCUUUGCCAGAUCUACAGACCAGACUGUUCUAGAAGAAUUAGCUUCCAUUAAGAAUAGACAAAGAAUUCAGAAGUUGGUGUUAGCAGGACGAAUGGGAGAAGCCAUUGAAACAACACAACAGUUAUACCCAAGUUUACUUGAAAGAAAUCCCAAUCUCCUUUUCACACUGAAAGUACGUCAAUUUAUAGAAAUGGUGAAUGGUACAGAUAGUGAAGUGCGGUGUUUGGGAGGCCGAAGUCCAAAAUCUCAAGACAGUUACCCCGUCAGUCCUCGGCCUUUUAGUAGUCCAAGCAUGAGUCCCAGCCACGGAAUGAGUAUCCACAGUUUAGCACCCGGCAAAAGCAGUAGUGCACAUUUUUCUGGUUUUGAAAGUUGUAGCAAUGGUGUAAUAUCAAAUAAAGCACAUCAAUCAUAUUGCCAUAGUAAACACCAGUUAUCCAGUUUGAAUGUACCAGAGCUAAACAGUAUCAAUGUGUCAAGGUCACAGCAAGUUAAUAACUUCACCAGUAAUGACGUAGACAUGGAAACAGAUCACUACUCCAAUGGAGUUGGAGAAACUUCAUCCAAUGGUUUCCUAAAUGGUAGCUCUAAACAUGACCACGAAAUGGAAGAUUGUGACACCGAAAUGGAAGUUGACUCCAGUCAAUUAAGACGCCAGCUGUGUGGAGGAAGUCAGGCUGCCAUAGAAAGAAUGAUCCACUUUGGCCGAGAGCUACAAGCCAUGAGUGAGCAGCUGAGGAGAGAAUGUGGCAAGAACACGGCAAAUAAAAAAAUGCUGAAGGACGCAUUCAGUUUACUAGCAUAUUCAGAUCCUUGGAACAGUCCAGUUGGAAAUCAACUUGAUCCAAUUCAGAGAGAACCUGUGUGCUCAGCUCUUAACAGUGCAAUAUUAGAAACCCACAAUCUGCCAAAGCAGCCUCCACUUGCCCUAGCAAUGGGACAGGCCACACAAUGUCUAGGACUGAUGGCUCGAUCAGGAAUUGGCUCCUGUGCUUUCGCCACAGUGGAAGACUACCUACAUUAGCUAUGCACCUCAAGAGCUCACACUUACAUUGUGGCAAAUAGUCAACAUGGAAGUAGACCGGCUCUGCUGAUUUGAAAUUUAGAUUUUUUAAUUAUGUACUGGGGACAGGUUUUUGUCGCUUUACAUUGCUUCCUAGUUUACAGCAUGAUGCAAAUGAUUUUCUAACUUAGUGUUAGGAGAAAAUAUUUUCCAUCUUUUAACCUCUUAGUUGUCUAAGAGUUAAAUAUUACUGAAUUUCAGACGUUCAAAUUGAUCAUCAGAAAUCCUUUAAAACAAUUACCUAAAAGAAACCAAAAAUCCUGCCUUCUUUGUUGGGGGGAGAAGGGGGGAGGAAGUGGAACAAGUUGUGUUUGUGUUAGCAUGUGGGUGAUGUAAACUACAAAUUGGGAGCUGUUCCGACCCCCUGCUCCUGUGUAAGCAUUCAAUCAGUGUAACUUGCAAAAUGCAUAAACAUCCGACAGUUUGAAUUUAAUAGUGUUGAUGGAAGAAAUCAUUUUUAAUGUGUACUGUAAAACUUGAAAUACUCAGGAGCUGAGUGAGUACGUUUGUUGCUACUUACAAUCCCGACCUGUUAGUCCCAGUAGUUUUGUUUUAACAUGGUCUUUUUCAACUUUGUUUCCUGUUUAACUACAGAUGACUUCUGUUGUAGACUCACAAGUUUAACUGUUGUAUUAUAACAGUAUUACAUGUCAACGGUGUGGUUAUGACCUUUAUUUAUAUAAAAACCAAAUAUUUAGUCAAUUUACCGUGUCUUAAUUUAAUCUUUGUACACCUUCCAUUUUUAAGUGCUUAAAUGAGUACUAUAUUGCAAUAAAAAUGUAGUGAUAUAAUUAACCAGCCAUUAAAAAUUUACUUCUCCAGA
Onychomys torridus (southern grasshopper mouse) is the source of this 3067-nucleotide messenger RNA. RefSeq names its product RAN binding protein 9 (gene Ranbp9). The record is from RefSeq and is a predicted model, not a curated record. The transcript has 14 exons. Bases 70 to 2205 code for a protein of 711 amino acids. Gene Ontology annotation, cellular component: cytoplasm. Lineage: Eukaryota; Metazoa; Chordata; Mammalia; Rodentia; Cricetidae. Gene Ontology annotation, biological process: cytoskeleton organization; cell surface receptor signaling pathway. Gene Ontology annotation, molecular function: protein binding.